Gigantopelta aegis is the source of this 3065-nucleotide messenger RNA. Its product is annotated as conserved oligomeric Golgi complex subunit 5-like. The record is from RefSeq and is a predicted model, not a curated record. The transcript is spliced from 22 exons. Gene Ontology annotation, cellular component: COG complex. Gene Ontology annotation, biological process: intra-Golgi vesicle-mediated transport. Lineage: Eukaryota; Metazoa; Mollusca; Gastropoda; Neomphalida; Peltospiridae. Bases 2 to 2431 code for a protein of 809 amino acids.
CAUGAUGGACGGUGAUGUGUUGGCUGUAUUGGAAAAUGAUGAUAUAUUUCGACAGUUUCUUGAAUCGUCAUUUGAUGUUAAGGCUUAUUCCAACAGAGCCAUACAAGGCUUGGCCAUAUCUGAACAGCUGGGGAAACUUGCAGAGGGCAUUUCCCUACUUGACAAAGAAAUACACUCACAGAUUGUAGAACAUCAUGAAGACUUGUUAUCGCAGGCAACAAGUGUGGAGACUCUGGAAGGUGUCCUACAAAUGAUGCAGACACGAAUCCAGUCUCUUUUGGCUGCAAUGGACAGGAUAAGAACAAAGGUUACAGAUGUUUACAACAAAAUACAGUCAAGAACAAUCCAGCUCCGACAUUUGCAGACAACGUGUGACCUGCUGCGUAGAACUAUCAGAGUUAUGUACCUUAACAAGCGACUACACAGUCAGCUGCAGGGAGGUGCUAGAGAAAUCACCAAGGCAGCACAGAGUCUGAAUGAACUUGACUAUGUCUGUGAGGGAGUGGAUCUCAGUGGUAUUGAAGUGAUUGAAACAGACCGCAGAUUUAUAAAACAAGCACGGAAAGAGGUUGAGACUCAAGCUCAGAAAAUGUUAGAGCAGGGCAUGGAAACACAGAACCAGACCCAAGUGGCCACGAGUCUGCAGGUGUUUCACAAUCUGGGCUGCCUGAGUCAGGUGGUCGAGCGUGUGGUUAAUGACUGUAAGGAACACCUCCACCGUAACAUCCGCAGCUGUCUGGAUGUACAGGCACUGUCUCAACAACAGUCCAACACAAGAGGUGGUCCCGGAAAGGCCGCCAUGCCAGCUCCAGGAAACACUGCAGCAUUUCGAGCCAUGCUGUGGACGAAUAUGGAGAAAUUGAUGGACAGCAUACAUGCAUCUUGUGCACAGAUGCAUCAUCUACAACAAGUGCUUGUCAAGAAGAGAGAUCCUGUUACACACAUCUGUUUCAUUGAAGAAAUAGCCAAACACCGGAGUGAUGAUGUAAAUAUUAUGCAUGAGUUCUGGAUUAGUGUAACCAACAUGUUGACAAAUGAGUUCAGAGAAGCUGCUGAAACUUCCACAUUCCUGAAACAAGCCUUUGAAGGGGAGUACCCAAAGCUGUUACGUCUGUACAAUGAUCUGUGGAAGAGACUGCAGCAGUUCAAUAUCAACAUGGCUGUCAGUCCGGGCAGCUCGGACGUCGCACCGGUCGAUGAUGUCAAGAAAGUGGAUAGUUCCGUAAAGUCAGAUAGUGACAGCAAGAGAUAUGACUCUGAGGCAGCUCUGCGAGAGACGCUGUGCAGCUUUGAGAAUGCCUACUUGUCGAGAUCUCUGUCUCGUCUGUUUGACCCCAUCAACCUGGUGUUUGCAAGCGGCUCCUCCAAUCCACCAACAUCUGAGGAGGUGGAAAACAUCGUGAAGACAAUUUCAAGUGAACUGAAUGUGGCAAAUGUGGACAGCAAAUUGAGUAUUACAGUGGCUAAAAAUGUGGCCAAGACGAUCAAGCUUUUCUGUGUGAAAAGUGAACAACUGCUGACUACAGACGGUGAAGCCAGCCAAGUGAUAGGACCACCAACACCAGGACAGAGCCGGAAUGCGUCGGUCGUGAAUACACUGUAUCAGCUGCAUCACUCCAUGGCAAAGGUAUUGUCAAAUAUUGGUCACUUCGCCCAAGAAGCUCAAGAUUCCAUUCAGACAGCACUAGAGAGUGUUGUGUUGUUGAUGGGUACAUCUAUUAACCCUUUGUUGUCAUCCAUCUCCGAUGCACUGGAGGCCAUCAUUCUAACCAUUCACCAGGAGGACUUCUCAGGACCUGCCCCAGCUGAUGGUCAGACGGAUCCCCCGUGCUCUCUCUACAUGCGAGAACUUCAGGGAUUUGUCAUACGCUGUCAGUCAGAUUACUUGUCACAGUUCAAGUGCAAAGACUUUAUCAUGGACAGUAUCCAGUUUAUCGCGUGUCGCUGUGUUAACCUGUUUAUCCGCCACGCCACUCUGAUCCGCCCACUGGGAGAGGGUGGUAAGCUACGCCUUGCUGCCGACUUUGCACAGAUGGAACUGGCAAUAUCACCGUUCUGCAGGCGGGUUUCUGAUCUGGGGAAAUCCUAUAAAUUGUUACGGUCUUUCAGGCCAUUGCUAUUUCAAACUAGUGAACAUUUGUCACAAAGUCAGGCGUUAGGGGAGAUAAUUCCAUACAGCAUCAUCAUUCAUUUUCUUUUCGUAAGAGCUCCACCGGAACUCAAAUCACCACAUCAGGCAUCGGACUGGUCAGUAAGUCGGUAUUCACAAUGGCUCGAUGAUCACCCGUUAGAAAAUGACCGUCUCCUCUUUAUCAAGGGCACAUUAGAAGCAUACAACAAACUGGUUCGUCAGAGACAAGGAAAGCAGUAUGCCUCUGUUUACCCCAUCAUGGUGGAACUGUUACAAAAGGGUUUACAGCAGUCUUCCUAGCACUGUUUUAUCUUUGGAUUAUUGUUAUUUAAUUCUCAUUCAUGGACAGAUGUCACUAGUGAGCUCAGAGAUUCUGCCCAGGAGGGCUGUGCUUGAACCUUCAGUGGGUGUAAUCAUGUGGUUUUGUAAGACAAAAUAUUUGAUAAUGUUAAACAAGAAACUGGUAAAAAAAAGUGUGAAAUAAAAAUUUAAUGUAGCGAUAUAGGUCUAGCUGCUUCAGACAUGAUCUCAUUGCAGUGAAUAUGUGAGGCAGCUGUUUUUCAGUACACACAGAACAUCAUGAUUACAAACAUACUGGCUUUAUAUUUGUGUGAUCUGUGAUGUCAUUUCUGGAAAACUGCAAAUUCUGACACUAAAUGAUUCCUUCUUAUGUUCCAAAUGAUGAUGAUUUUACAGGAUGAAAAUGUUUCACUUUCUCUGCAAUUUCAAUUUGUCAGAACUGACUUUGUCUUCUGAGCAAAAAGGGGGACAUAGCUCAGUAGUAAAGCACUUUCUUUCUUAUGCACAGUCUGUCUAGGAUUGAUCCACAUCAGUUGGCCCAUUGUACUAUUUGUCGUUCCAGCCAGUGCACCAUGACUGGUGUCAAAGGCUGUGGUAUGUGCUAUUCUGUCUGUGGGAUUGUGCAUAUAAAAGA